AUGUCUUACAGUGUGGACCUCUAUGAGAUCCUAUCUCUGCCGUCUACGGGAUCUUCGUCGACAGUCCUCUCCAAACAGCAGAUUAAGAUCGCAUACCACAAAGCCUUGCUGCAACACCACCCUGACAAGGCCAGUGCUAUCGCAAAGGAGACUGUAUUGAAUGGGUCGACGGCUUCGAAAUCUACCUCGAACUCUUUCUCUGCCAGAUCAGAUGGCAAGCCUCCGCGACAAUUAUAUACCAUCGACCAGAUCACCGCCGCCUACAAGACCCUGUCGGACCCCGCCUUACGCGCCGAAUACAACCGCUCCCUCCGCCUAGACAGACUCAAGGUUGCCGAGCGCGAAAAAACUGGCGACGUGUUUCAUACUGGGCUGGAGAUUGUGGAUUUGGAGGAUCUUGCUUGCGACGAGGCAGAAGGCGACGAGGGUGACUGCUGGUAUCGCGGCUGUCGGUGUGGGGACGAGCGUGGAUUUUUGGUCAAUGAGGAAGAUUUGGAGAGGGAGGCUGAGCAUGGCGAGAUCAUUAUCGGGUGUCGUGGGUGCAGUCUCUGGCUGAAGAUUCUGUUCGCUGUUGGGGCGGAUGAGGGAUGA
Messenger RNA from Penicillium paradoxum, 591 nucleotides. RefSeq lists its product as uncharacterized. The coding region runs from base 1 to 591 and encodes 196 amino acids. Gene Ontology annotation, biological process: protein histidyl modification to diphthamide. Gene Ontology annotation, molecular function: metal ion binding. Lineage: Eukaryota; Fungi; Ascomycota; Eurotiomycetes; Eurotiales; Aspergillaceae. The record is from RefSeq and is a predicted model, not a curated record. The transcript has a single exon.